Messenger RNA from Lolium perenne, 2423 nucleotides. RefSeq lists its product as uncharacterized. Lineage: Eukaryota; Viridiplantae; Streptophyta; Magnoliopsida; Poales; Poaceae. The record is from RefSeq and is a predicted model, not a curated record.
AUGGUGAAUACGCAGUUCGAGCUCGCACUGUUCCGGUGUACGUAGGGGCAUUUAUUGAUGGGCAGGCGAUCCUCCGUUGGCUAGUUGACGGGGUAAUUCUUGAGCCGCCCGAACUGGAAAUAUGAUGAAAUCUUGUACUGCCGGUCCAAGAUUUUCUCCACCUCAUCCGAUAUGAUUAGCAGCAGGCUGCGCAGCUAGCGAGGAUCCGGCCUGGAAAAAAUCUGGAGGCGACGGCGCACCUAGUAAGAUCUGGGCGGCCUAGGAGGCGGCGGCGCUGGCGAAGCACCGCUGGCGAAGCACCGCCGGCGAUAGCUGCAGGCGGGCGGCGACAUGGAAUUCCCUCUAGGACAGGUCGAAAGGUUGUAUUUCGGCGACUCGUCGGAGCUUGCUGGCAUCAUGGACCCGGGGUACAGAGUGCGUGUUGAGGACGAAGGGGCGGUCAGCGUGGUGGCGGCGUCGCACGAUGCCCACGGAGACAACGAAGCAGACAGCGUCGCAGCACGGAAACAAAUGCAUGUACAGUGGGCGUAGCUUGAGGAGAGCGCGGGGGAAGUCGGGGAAGAAACGAGAGCGGCUGCGUCCAUGCAUUCAGGGGGCACCAUGAAUGGGAAGAGGAAGAGUGUUGGGGGUGUUGGCCCGUCGGAAUCAGAGCAGUCUACUCUGAAGGUGAAUCCAGAAGCGCCCGGGUGGAUCAAGUGGGUGCGAGUUGGUGCACAUGCAACCGAGCGGAGUCCCUGCCCUAACCGGGUUGGUACGCUGGAGAAGAUGAUAAGAAGUUACCCUGAGAGACGAGGAGAUCAUGUCCUCGAGCCAUCGUUGGGCAUGACAUUUGAUUCGCUCGGCGAAGCAUAUGAUUUCUACAACCUCUAUUCGUGGGAACACGGUUUCGGCGUUAGGUAUGGAAAAAGCAGGCUGAACCCACAGAGGACGAAGACAAUGCAAGAAAUAGUCUGCGGCUGUUCUGGGAAGCCUGAAGGUGAGAACACACGAUCAUGCCGAUGUGAGUGCCCAGCGCUCAUACGCUUGCUUGUGCCGCCUGGUUGCGCAAUGAACUUGUUUGUGAGGCACUACAUGCGUCUGCAGCAUGACCGCGAGAAGGACGAAGGAUACCAGGAAAAGCGAACAAAAGUGGCUAGCGCAGUUUUGCAUGCCAAUUUGUCGAUAGAGGAACAUGCAAGUAAGGUGUACACCUGAGCCAUGUUCGAGCAGUUUGGGCAUAAUUUGUACUUGGCGGGGGCCUACCGCGUUGAGGAGGUUGUGAAAGAUCAGUUGUACUUGGCAAAGCACACGAAAGCCCACAAGAGAGAGAAAUGGAGCCGUGUCGAAUUUCAGGUGAAGAUUAUUGAUGGCGGUGAAUUUUUCGAUUGUGAAUGUGGCCUUUUUGAGCUCAUGGGAAUUGUCUGCAGUAUCAAGGUAAAGUCGGGAAGAUGAAAUUAUGUACUUGAUGAUUUGGGGCAUGUGUGUGUGUCCAAAUUUUUUCCGCCCAUUUCGUAUAACUACUCCUUUUUUUGCAAAUGUUAUGGACUACCAGGGGGUGGAGGAAAUACCAAAGCGGCACAUCAUGAAGAGGUGGACAAGGGAUGCAAGGGAUGUACUGCCAGGGCACCUUGAGGUAUACCAGAACGACCACGCCUCUAGCAGAUCUUUCACGUGCAGACAUUCUUUGCUGUACAGAAAAGCACUGGAGCUCGCUAGGUGAUGCAAGUGCCGAGGCAUACGAGAAGCUUAACAGUUUGUUUGAAAGCAACCUACUGAUAAUGGCACCGUUCGAUAGUAUGAGGGAUGGGCUUGGGUUAGAGGAUAGGCCGGCAGAGCAACCCGAUGAAGUUGGAUCAGAAAGAGUGAUGUUGGACGACGGCUUAAUUCUGGCUGGGGAGCCGAAUCUUCUACAAGGGUUGGGAGCCCCAAUAAAAAAUCGCGGGGCUGGGAGGCCAACCACAAGCAGAGACAGGGCUCCUUACGAGGGGGCCGAUGGACUGAGCAAGCGCACGCGUUUCUGCACAAUUUGCAGGUGUAGCGGGCAUAAGAGGACGACAUGCCCCCAGCGGGGAGACGCUCCGAAGCAGCCGCGGAAAGUGGCGAAGUGCACGAGGUGUGGGUUGCCUGGUCAUCGUAGGACGACUUGCGCAAAACAAGUUGGCGCAUUGCUUUCGGGAAGGUGAUAUGAUUUCACAGACAAGAAAGAAUGCCCUCCAUCCCUUCCCCAUCGAUGCCCAGAUGUUCGGUGAAAGAGCUGCCUCGUUUGUUAACGAAAUUUUCAUUUGGUACUCAUGGAUGAUCCUAAAUAUUAGUUGGAUUUUUAUUGUAAAAGAUGUUUAACGAUAGACUUGGGUGCAGCUGGUUGUCAGUUAGUAAUCCAGUCUGACCUGAUGUUGUGUUACCGGCCUGACCGAAUUCUUUCCAAUAUUGUUUGUUUCUCUUGA